AUGAGGAGGAACAGAGAGUUGAAAUAUCUACUCUCUCGCUCUCUUCAAUAUUCCACUUCUUCACAACACACUCUCCCCGGUUUGCUUCAUCCCAACGACGCCACUUUUUCAACCCCAACCCCAACCUCUGAUUUAUCACAAGACUACGCGUUCCUCCGCAACACUUUGCUCAGUUCCACUUCCACACAAACCCUCCCUCCCGGUGAGUUCGCUAACGACAUUAUUUCAAUUUCAAACGCAAUCAGAACCGGUUUCGACAUUGAAACCAAUCAAUUUUUUAGACAGUUUCGUGGUAGGUUAAGUGAGUCUUUGGUACUGCAGGUGAUGGAUAAUGUCAACAACCCUGAGUUGUGUGUAAAGUUUUUCUUGUGGGCCGGUCGGCAAAUUGGUUAUACUCAUACCCCGCUUGUGUUUGAUAAAUUGCUUGAGUUAUUGGGGUGUAGUGGUAAUGGAAAUGAUAGAGUGCCUUUGAAGUUUUUGAAUGAAAUUAGAGACGAUGAUAGGGAUUUGCUUCGUAGGUUGCUUAAUUUUCUUGUUCGAAAGUGUUGUCGAAAUGGGUGGUGGAAUAUGGCUUUGGAAGAGAUGGGAAGACUUAAGGAUUUUGGGUACAAGCCUUCUCAAACUACUUAUAAUGCUUUGGUUCAAGUUUUUCUUAGAGCUGAUAAGUUAGAUACUGCUUAUUUGGUUAUGAGAGAGAUGUUGAAUUAUGGAUUUGUUAUGGAUAGGUAUACUAUUAGUUGUUUUGCUUAUUCCCUGUGUAAAAGUGGGAAAUGCAGAGAGGCUUUGGAUUUGAUUGAGGAGAUUGAGCCUGAUACUGUUAUUUAUAAUAGGAUGAUUUCUGGGUUGUGUGAAGCUUCACUUUUUGAAGAAGCGAUGGGUAUCUUGCAUAGAAUGCGAUCUACUUCUUGCAUUCCCAAUGUUGUCACUUAUAGGAUUUUGCUUUCUGGUUGUUUGAGAAAAGGACAGCUCGGGAGGUGUAAGAGAUUUUUGAGUAUGAUGAUUACGGAGGGAUGUUAUCCGAAUCGUGAAAUAUUUAAUUCUCUUGUACAUGCUUAUUGUAAAUCAAGGGAUUACUCCUAUGCCUAUAAGUUGUUUAAGAAAAUGAUCAAAUGUGGGUGCCAGCCAGGAUAUCUGGUUUAUAAUAUAUUUAUUGGUAGUGUGUGUAGCAAUGAGGAACAGCCUAGCUCGGAUAUUUUAGAGUUAGUGGAGAAAGCUUAUAGUGAGAUGCUUGAUUCAGGGGUUGUAUUAAAUAAGGUCAAUGUCAGCAAUUUUGCACGCUGUCUUUGUGGAGCUGGGAAAUUUGAUAAAGCUUUUAAGAUAAUUUGUGAAAUGAUGGGCAAGGGUUUCGUCCCCGAUGAUAGUACUUACUCUAAAGUGAUUGGCUUCCUUUGUGAUGCUUCUAAGGUAGAGAAGGCUUUUUCGUUGUUUGAAGAAAUGAAAAUGAACGGCAUUGUUCCCAGCGUUUAUACCUAUACUAUUUUAAUUGAUAGUUUUUGCAAAGCGGGUCUUAUUCAGCAGGCUCGCAAAUGGUUUAAUGAAAUGUUAAGCGAAGGUUGCUCACCCAAUGUGGUGACUUAUACUGCACUUAUUCAUGCAUACCUGAAAGCAAGAAAAGUGUCUGAUGCAAAUGAGCUUUUUGAUAUGAUGUUGCUUGAAGGUUGCAAGCCUAAUGUUGUUACAUAUACAGCUUUAAUUGAUGGUCAUUGUAAGGCAGGGCAGAUUGAAAAAGCUUGCCAGAUCUAUGCCAGAAUGCGAGGUGACAUAGAAUCUUCUGAUAUGGACAAGUAUUUUAAGCUAGAUGACAACAACUCUGAAGGACCAAAUGUUAUUACAUAUGGGGCUUUGGUGGAUGGUUUAUGCAAAGCCAACAAGGUUAAGGAGGCACGGGAAUUGUUGGAUACCAUGUCAGCUCAUGGUUGUGAGCCUAACCAUAUAGUGUACGAUGCUGUUAUUGACGGGUUUUGCAAGAUUGGAAAGCUUCAGGAUGCACAAGAGGUAUUUGCAAAAAUGUCAGAGCGUGGAUACAGUCCAAAUUUGUAUACCUAUAGCUCUUUAAUCGAUUGUCUUUUUAAAGAUAACCGGUUGGAUCUUGUUUUGAAAGUGUUGUCGAAGAUGCUAGAGAAUUCUUGCACUCCAAAUGUUGUUAUUUACACAGAGAUGGUUGAUGGCCUCUGUAAAGUUGGGAAAACAGAUGAAGCUUACAAACUCAUGCUCAAGAUGGAAGAAAAGGGCUGCAAUCCAAAUGUUGUAACCUAUACUGCAAUGAUUGAUGGCUUUGGGAAAUUAGGAAAAAUUGAACAGUGCCUUGAGCUCUAUAGAGAUAUGUGCUCAAAGGGCUGUGCUCCAAACUUUAUAACCUAUAGGGUUUUGAUAAAUCAUUGUUGCUCAAAGGGCCUUCUUGAUGAAGCAUACAAACUCUUGGAUGAAAUGAAACAAACAUAUUGGCCAAAGCAUAUAUUAAGUCACCGUAAAAUUAUUGAGGGCUUCAACCAAGAAUUUAUAACCUCGAUCGGGCUUUUAGACGAGUUGAGUGAGAAUGAAUCAGUGCCUAUUGAUUCUUUUUACAGAAUUUUGAUUGAUAAUUACAUCAAGGCAGGGAGACUAGAACUCGCAGUUACUCUUCUUGAAGAGAUUUCAUCAUCCCCAAGCCUUGCAGUUGCCAAUAAAUAUCUAUAUACUUCUUUAAUCGAGAAUCUGUCACGUGCAAGUAAUGUUGAUAAAGCCUUAGAGCUGUAUGCUAGCAUGAUAAGUAAGAAUGUCAUUCCAGAUCUUAGCACACUGGUCCACCUCAUCAAAGGCCUUAUCAAGGUUGAUAAGUGGCAAGAAGCACUACAGUUAUCAGACAGCAUAUGCCAAAUGGAUAUCCGCUGGCUUCAUGAAGAGGUGACCGAUAUAAGUUAG
Lathyrus sativus (Indian pea) is the source of this 2901-nucleotide messenger RNA. NCBI's taxonomy places the organism in Eukaryota, Viridiplantae, Streptophyta, Magnoliopsida, Fabales, Fabaceae. The record is from the annotation of a GenBank genome assembly.